GAAUAAUUUAUAUUUUGAGAAUAGUUUGCAGAAUUAAAACGAACUAAAUUUGUAAUAAAAGAGAGUAGUACCUAAAGCUCGGUUUGUCGAACCAAAAACAAAUUACGAAGCCUGACUGUUUCCUUCCUCGCAUUUCCGUCCAUCGUCUUCUCCAAUCGCGAGCGACGACCCAACCAAAUCCGAAGCAAUUCCCAAUUCCCACCACGACACGAGCUCGCCUGAGAGAACAAUCCUCAGGCCUAGCGCCGAGAUCUCCACCACCACCAAAUCGGACUCGGAGCGGAUUCCAUUCCGAGCACCGGCAGCCGCCCAGCAGCUGAGAGGAGAAGAAAUCGGAAUCCAGCCCAUGGAGUUCGAGCCGGAGGAGCUCCAGUUCCUGGGCGUCGCGGGCAUCUACCGCGCCUCCGCCCAGAUCCUGCGGGGCUCCCACCGCCCGCUCUUCGCCCGCAUCGCCGCCGCCUUCGUCCUCCCGCUCUCCGCGCUCUUCCUCCUCCACAUCGCCAUCUCCCACGCCCUCUUCACCCACAUCGAUUCCGACGACACCGCCCUCGACUCCACCGUCUCCCCCGCGCAGCGGGACCGCCUCCUCAGCCGCCUCGCCUCCGACUGGGCGGCCCUCCUCCUCUUCAAGGCCGCCUACUUCCUGGCCCUCCUCCUCCUCUCGCUCCUCUCCACCGCCGCCGCCGUCUUCUCCGUCGCCUCCGUCUACUCCGCUAAAUAUGAUGCCCUCUCCUUCCCGCGGGUGCUCUCCGUCGUCCCCCGCGUCUGGCGCCGCCUUGCCGCCACCUUCCUCGCCGCCUUCGCGCUCCUCUUCGCCUACCACGUCGCCUUCCUCCUCCUCUUCCUCGCGCUCCUCAUCGCCGCCGACAACGGCUCGGGGAUCGCCGGGCUUCUGGCCUUCCUCCUCCUCGUCGCCUACCUCGCGGGCCUCGUCUACCUCAGCGUCGUCUGGCACCUCGCCAGCGUCGUCUCCGUGCUCGAGGACUACAAGGGCUUCCACGCCAUGCGCAAGAGCAAGGACCUCAUCCGCGGCAAGCUCUGGACGGCCGCAGCCAUCUUCGCCACGCUCAACCUCGUCUUCGCCGUCGUCGAGGUCGCCUUCCGCGCCUGGGUCGUCCGAGGCGCGACCCAUGGUGUCGGCGCCGGGGGCAGGCUCUUCCUCGGCCUCCUCAUGCUCGCGGCGCUGUGCGCGGUGGUGAUGCUGGCGCUGGUCACGCAGACGGUGGUCUACCUGGUGUGCAAGAGCUACCACCACGAGAGCAUCGACAAGGCCAACAUCUCCGACCACCUCGAGGUCUACCUCGGCGACUACGUCCCCCUCAAGGCCUCCGACGUCCAGAUGGAGCAAUUUCAGGUCUGACUGCACUGCAUCUCAGCAUCUGCUCCGCUUCAUUGGAAAUCCUGUAUUUUUGUAUUUUCAUCAGCUCGGAAUCUGUUAUUGUACACUCCAACAUGAACAUAGUACACAUAGAAUUUGGAAUUUGGGAGGACGGUGGGCAUAUUGGUUGGGAGAAUAAUCAUGACUUGUAAGAGUUGCUGUAGAUUUUGCUGGUUUUGAUUCACGCAACAGGAACAAUGAAAAUAAAGGAAAUGAAGGUAGGUUAAUUCAUCAGUUCCUGUUCCUUAGUGAUACAAAGCAUACUCAACUUAUGAACUUCUACUAUCAGCAAUUGGAUGUUCCAUUAUCAUCAUCAUUGUAAAUGUGGGACUGCAGCAUGGGAAUGCAUGAUACUACCUUAGUAAUCUAAUCACCAUUACUCUGAA
Messenger RNA from Phragmites australis (common reed), 1764 nucleotides. RefSeq lists its product as uncharacterized. The transcript has a single exon. The record is from RefSeq and is a predicted model, not a curated record. Bases 347 to 1360 code for a protein of 337 amino acids. Lineage: Eukaryota; Viridiplantae; Streptophyta; Magnoliopsida; Poales; Poaceae.